GUUGAUGACAGCUGAAUCUGAUGGCCAUCUGAAGCUCCUGCAGGUCAUACCAGCUGACAGACGGGACGGCUACGAAGAUGUUCCUACAGGGUUUAAACAUGGAUCUCUCGUCAUUGAUGAGCCCCCAAAACAUAUCCUGACCCUGGAAGACCAAGAAGACACCAUCGUUGGUAACCUGACGUGUAUGAGAACGGUCAGGCCUAAAGAAUCCCAGGAGAGGAUCACGUGUUUCCAUAACAUCGUGGAGGCGCUGCAUCACCUAUCGUCUGACAAUCUUACCACAGUGGCCAACACCUACAUACCGGCCAACUCAACCUCGGAGGAUGACAUAGAGAACCGUGACGUCAUUGCUGACGCACUCGGCGCCAUGGCAACCAACGCCUCCCUGACCCUGCUGACCCAGCUGGUGCUGACGCCUCAGCAGAAGGACGCGAAGCUUGUCCUCAGGACGCUCUUCCAUUUCUUCGGGCUGGAACGUCCGCCGCCUGAGAUCACCAUUGAAACAGUAGAGAACAUGUGCUUCAAAUGGAAGAUUCAGUUUGAUGACGAGGAGGACGGUCGGCACGUGUGGACCCGGACACACCUGCUGCUCGGGACUCUGGCGGGAAACAUCCACACCAUCGACCCUGCACGGGCUGACGGCAUCAUAGACAGGCUACACGGGAUGGUGGAGACUCACGACCCAUGGAAGCACCGGCAGCUGCGAUCCGUGCUGACAGAAGAGGAGUACAGCAGUCACCUGCACGAGAAGGCCACGAUCCUGGGCGCCCUGGGGAACGCCGGGAUGGACAGGUCCUAUGACUACCUGGUGUCCUACAUAAACAGUACUGACGCACCUUCUGUGCUGAAGAGGACCAGCAUGACCGCGCUGAAAAGCUAUGAUCAUCAGAAGGCAGCAGACGAGAUCCUCCGUGUGGCACUAGAGGAUCCGGACGGCCACGUGCGGUACGCAGCCGCUCUGGACUACCUGGGACAUCCCCGGGCAAACCAACUGUGGACGGCUCAGCAACAAAUCAACGAUAGAUAUCUGAACCAAACGGCCAUCGCAGAAGAAAGAGAAAGGAGGGGACUGACGGACGUCAUAGAAAAGAUAGAAAAGUUGUUUAAGCCCUUCCACUUCAAGCUGGAGACGCCGAGCAUGGACUGGCACAAGCGGAUCGGCUCCAGCAAGGUGGGCGCGUCCAUGGGGCUGGUCAUCAGGAACGAGAUGGAACUGGAUCUGAGUCCGCUGAGAGGAGGGUUUUAUGUGGACGCACUUGAUAUGGCGUAUGCCAAGGUGCAUGUGGGGAUUAUCGGAAUCGAUUACAAAUUCCUGGAUGCGAGAGUCUGCUUCAAGGGAAAGGCGCAAUACGAAUUCAACAUCUUCCAGGAGUUCAACUUUGAAGAGGUUUUCCGACUGGUUAAGCUGUUUGACCGCGUGAUCAACCAGGUCGUUGGGAACGUUAAGAACAACAUCAUCCGUUUCAAGCAACUUCUGGGAAGAACCACUGGCUCCAUAGACGGCAUCUUCCGGGACAUCAUAGAAGCGGUGAAGAACCUUCCUAACCAAGUUCGAGAGUUCAGAGUCAAGGCCAAAGAGUUCAUCCGAAAAGCCGGGGAGUACACCAACCUCCCUCCGGUCGUGGAAAACGUGAAGCAAGUGGUCCAGCGUGUCAGCACGCUCAUCAGUGACGUCAAGGCCGAAGUCAUGGAGUUCUACAAUUCCAUCGUAGAUGCAGUCACCAUCACGCUCCCCUGGGCUGCCGACCAGAUCAAGAACGGUGUGAAGAUGAUCGUCUCCUCCAUCGGGAAGCUGAUCAGAACACCGAAAACUGCUAUAGAAGACAUCUUCAAAGGAGUAACAAUGAUCAAGUUUGCAGUGAGGGGUGUCAUUGAGGCAAAGGAGCGAAUUGAGAAAGCUCUCUUGUUCAACGAAGACAAGACGCUCCAUUGGAUGAACCUGCGAGAAGAUCUGACACAGAUCGGUGAUGACAUCUCUGUGGCGUGGGACUCCCUCCUGACGCUGGACGACUGGGCGCUGCAACAGGUGGAGUCUACGGACUUCACCAGGCGUUUCUUUGGAAUCGACAUUAACGCAGUGAGACAACAGAUUGUGAAUGAGUUGCGUGAACUGAUGAACGGACUUCUUGGUCCCGUACAAGAAGUCCGGCGGAUUCCCGAUAUCUUCCUCUCCGCGUUCGAGGAGACGGUGGACAUCAUCAAGUCCAUCAAAGACGGCUACCAGGCGAUUAAAAACGGUUACGACGAAGCUAAAUCCCUGAUUGAACAAAUCUUCGGGAACAAGGCUGACCAGGAUUUCCCCAGAAAGUACCUGGAGUCCGACUCCUGUGGAGACGGUUUCUACCCGAGCACGGGACAGGGGCGGUACGCUGAACAAGGGGUGCUUCUGGAGGCAGCCGCCGGACAACAGAUCGGUGCGCCAUUUUCCGGCAUCAUUAGAAGGUCGGGAAGUAACCAAGUGACCAUAACGACGGACUCGAUGGAAAAACUAGAAGUCAUCAUUACUAACGUGGACUUCCUCACCGAGAAAGAGAUGAAACGGGUUUUCAAGGGAAGCCUGAUCGGCACAGUAUCCUCCUCCGCCUGCCAACCGAACCACAUCCACAUGGCGAUCAGGAACAUCGAGUCUGGGGGGUUGGUGGACCCCACGCGCUUCACGGAGAAGAGAGACAUGGUAGUACCGGGCUGGGAACAGGAGUGCGGGGACUGGAACCUGGAGUUUAAGAAUAGGGUCAUAUCCAGAGGAAACUUUGGAGGCUCCAGAGAGGAGGACACCUCACCGGCUAGAGUCGAACCGGACAUCUCCGAUCUAGACCAAGAGUUUCCUGAUGUCAAUGAAAGAAAGAAAAGGGACGUGGGGCAAUGGUUUGACCAGGCAAAGGGCUUUGUGAGCAGCCUGGACCUUCCAGACUUGAAUGAAAUCGUCUCGCUACUUGAUUUUGACUUCCGGAGUCUGAAACUCUCCAAAGUUUUUGAGUUCAUGGUCGAGUCAGGACUGUCAGAGGCUAAGGCUCGGCUUGAACGGAUAGUGGAACGACUUCUGGACUCACUCCAUCUAGAGAAGACGUCCUGUCCUGUACCUGAGACACUCGAUGACGCAGCUCUGAAGAGAAUUCUGCGUGACGGUGGAAACCCCGCUACUGGGUCCAGAAACACUCUGAUUAAAAACUACAGGAAACCAGAAAACAAAUGUCCGGAUUUACGAGAGCACCUGCCCCAGAACAUGCACUGUUUCUUCGAUGACAACUGCCUGGGAGUGACGUGCUGUGUGGAGCUGAAUCUUGUCUUCACCAAGCGCUCCAUUAGUGCGUUUGCAAAGAUUGACCCUUGUAACAACCAGCUGACCCUAGGUUUGGGAUCAUGGAGGAAGACCUUCAACAUCAUCGACCCUUCCUUUGCGGAAGAAGGUGUUGGACCGACAGAAGAAAACCUACAGAUUUUGGACAUGGCACAAGUGAUCUUCAAGUACAAAAUUUCCAGCAUUCCAGGUGGUAUCGAGCUCACCUUCCAAGUGACCCUGUGCUCAGUACGGGACGACCUGUGCCUCCCCUAUGUGAGCGUCUUGAGCAACACAAGACUGCAGCUGGGAAUUUGUCAAACAACAGGCCUGGCACCGUCUGGAAGGAGAAAGAGAAGUAUUGCAGACUUGCAGCAAUUGUCAAUAGGCGACAUUGAGAAGCUGAUAGAUGAAGCCAAUAUGCUGGCAGACGAUGUUACCGAUGUCCUACGGGAACUACGAACACUUUAUCGCGACAUUGCCUUAGCAGCUAUUGACAAUGCCCUGCACCAAGUCUUCAAGGAUCAGUUCACGUCUCUGGACAAGAAGCUAACUUUUAGAAUUCCGUUUGGGCCGUACAAUGUCAAGUUCUUCGAGUACACAGUCUUCUUCCCACUUGGGCCUAUUCUCCAUGUUUUUCCGUAA
Messenger RNA from Branchiostoma floridae (Florida lancelet), 3922 nucleotides. RefSeq lists its product as uncharacterized. The transcript is spliced from 26 exons. NCBI's taxonomy places the organism in Eukaryota, Metazoa, Chordata, Leptocardii, Amphioxiformes, Branchiostomatidae. Bases 5 to 3922 code for a protein of 1305 amino acids. The record is from RefSeq and is a predicted model, not a curated record.